This is a messenger RNA of Ilex paraguariensis (yerba mate), 600 nucleotides long. Lineage: Eukaryota; Viridiplantae; Streptophyta; Magnoliopsida; Aquifoliales; Aquifoliaceae. The record is from the annotation of a GenBank genome assembly.
AUGAUGAACCAGCGGAGAAAGAGCUCCACAGGAAAUUACAACCCUUCAGUAAGCAAGAACGAUGUGCAGAGAGAUAUAAAGAGAGAGAGAGGCGGUGGCAGUGGCGGCCGCUCAGAAGACCCACGGCGAGACCUCGAGCUGUGCCGGCAACAGUGUCGAGAGGAGGAGCUUGGCCACAGGCAGCAACAAAAGUGUCAGAACAGUGGGUGCGAAGAGGAAUACGAGGAACGGAGAAGGAGAGAGAAAGAAGAAGAGAGAGAAAGUGGAAACCCACAAAUAGAAUACUCUCGGAAGCAAUACGAGCAGUGCCGGGAACAAUGUCAAACCUACGAGCAUGGAAAGAGAAAAGAAGAACAACGGUGCCAGAGACGGUGCAGAGAGCAGUAUGAAGAGCAACAGAGAGAGCAAGAAGAAAGAGCCCACGGCGGCGGUGGUGAUGGAGAGCAAGACCACCAUGACCCUGAACAACAAUUCCGGCAGUGCCUAGAGCUCUGUGACAAGCAACCACACCGGCAAAGACCUCAGUGCCGGCGGCGAUGCAAGCGGCAGUUCAGAGAGGACAAGAGAGAACAUGGGGUGGUGAUGAUGGAAGAGAUCUGA